UUUCACGUGCACUUCGCGGGCAGACAUCACUGAUUGUGCGGUUCUAUUUCACUGACGUCGACGUAGUUGCUGUGACGUCACGACGCCAGCACAACAGUCUUUCAGGUGAACGAAAACGAACACUUUACCGCAGCUUCACACGCAUGCGCUCACAAUCUAAGAUGAAGACGAUGCUGUGGCUCCUCCCACUGGCCACGCUCAUGGCGACAGCCUCGGACUUGCCCCUCCCCAUGGAACCCCGACUUCAGUUGCCUUACGAAGCGCUGAAAAAUGGGUCGGCUGUGUACUGGGGGGGCGGCGCCACUGGUGGUGUCCCGGUGCUGCUGCUGGAUGAAGACCAGGGCUGGUUGCUGGUCGGAGGGAAAGACCACGUGCACCUGCUAAGGUCAGACAGCGUUGAUCUUCCCUGGCAGACGGUGCACUGGCCGGCUGCCCAAAGAGAUGUGCAACACUGUCUCAUGAUUGGAAAAAGUCUGCAGAGCGAGUGCGCCAACUUUGUGCGUCUGCUGCAGCCUUUCAACAAGACGCAUGUUUACGUUUGUGCCACAGGCGCCUUCAACCCUCAGUGUGGCCUCCUUCACGUCAACCUUCAUACACCGGAGGCGCUGUCAUUGCUGUCUCACACAGUUGUAUCCGGACGAGGAAAAUGUCCUUACAGUCCAAGGGAACCUUUCACUGCUCGACUGAGCGACACCGACGUGUAUGCUGGCACAUCUGUGGAUUUCAUGGGCACCAACGCUGCCAUCUUUCGUACGUCCAUCCAGGGUGCCGGCCGGCAUCUCCGCACGGAAGCUUAUGACCACAACUGGCUCAACGUGCCGGAGUUCGUAGGUUCCUUCUCUAUCCCAGACACGCACCAUCCCGAUGACGACAAGAUCUACUUCUUCUUCAGGGAGGCGGCCGUGGAGGCCGACCAGUGGGACCACAAGGUCUACAGCCGAGUGGCUCGAGUGUGUAAGAAUGACGCAGGAGGCAGGCGGAGCCUGAUCAACCGCUGGACCACAUUCCUCAAAGCCCGGCUGGUCUGUUCGGUGCCAGGUCCAUCUGGGGUCCAUACACACUUUGAUCAACUUGAGGACGUCUUUGUUCUGGAGACUAAAGAUCCUCAAAACCCGAUCAUCUACGGAGUCUUCAGAACCUCCAGCUCGUUGUUUCGAGGCUCGGCAGUUUGCGUCUUCCCGAUGUCGUCGAUUCGAGCGGCCUUCAACGGUCCAUUUGCACACAAAGAAGGUCCCGACUAUCGCUGGGUGGAGUACAAAGGACGCAUCCCGUACCCGAGACCUGGCGCUUGUCCCAGUGAGACCAAUGAUGCGCUCCAUGAGUCCACCCAGGACUUUCCAGACGAGGUGGUGAGCUUCAUGCGACAGCAUCAGCUCAUGUGGGAACCCGUCCUGCCUCUAGGCGGCAGACCCGUCUUCACCCAGGUCAACGUGUCCUACAUGCUAACCAGGGUGGUGGUAGACAGGCUGGACACGGAGGACGCAACCUACCACGUCUUAUUCCUAGGCACAGAUGACGGGAAGGUGCUGAAGGUUGUGUCUGAGGUCAAAGACACAUCAGAGAUAGACGCCAUCUUUCUAGAAGCGCUAACGGUCUUCCAGAGUCCUGCUGCCAUCCACAGCAUGAAGAUCUCCAGCAAGAAACAACAGCUGUACGUGUCCAGCAAAGGGGGCGUGGCCCAGCUGGCGUUGCAAAGGUGUGAGUUGUACGGCGCUGACUGCAGCGACUGUCGCUUGGCCAGAGACCCGUACUGCAUCUGGGACGGACAGACCUGCUCCAGAUUCUUUGCCUCCAGCAAAAGGAGGGCCCGGACUCAGGACACAACGUAUGGCGAGACCUGGAGUCAUUGUCCAAUCACAGAUGGCCCUUGGAACUCCGUGGAGGUGAAGGUUGUGUAUGGCGUGGAGGGAAACACGUCCUUCAUGGAGUGUGUCCCACGCUCGCCACAGGCCGAGCUUAGGUGGACGCUGCAGCAGCAGAAUGAAGGAAGUCAUGUGCUUCGUUCAUGCAAUGAUGAGCGCCACAUCCACACUAAAAGAGGGUUGCUGGUUCAACGCCUCCAACUGUCCGACGACGGCGUCUACACCUGCAGUGGCUCGGAACUCUCCUACAGCCGCGUCGUGAGCCGCUUCCGCCUUCACGUCAUCCCCGCUCACCGCCUCCUCCCCGGGGCCCGCGGCGGUCCUAACCGGCAACCUCCCGUCCCAGCCGCCGCAGCCGCCGCUCUGCCUGCAAUCUCCAAGGACCAGAAGAUAGUGGAGUAUUGCCAGCAGAUGUGGUUCCGAGAGAAACGGCGGCAAAACAAAGUCUUCACACUGAAACUGAAACAUGACAGUAGAAAAAGUCGCGUUCGGAGGAACGAGUCGAGGUUCUGAAAUCAGUCCGAGUCACUUGAACAAAGAUGGCCCCCGGGGACAACAUGAACAAUGUGACUCUGACUCUGACAAUGCUCAUGUUUUUAUGUCUAUAUGACCAAUAGGCUUAGCCAAAAUGCUAAUAAAUAAAAUUCCCAUACAA
This is a messenger RNA of Doryrhamphus excisus (bluestripe pipefish), 2517 nucleotides long. Its product is annotated as semaphorin-3D. The record is from RefSeq and is a predicted model, not a curated record. Gene Ontology annotation, cellular component: plasma membrane. Gene Ontology annotation, molecular function: semaphorin receptor binding; chemorepellent activity. Gene Ontology annotation, biological process: axon guidance; negative chemotaxis; positive regulation of cell migration. NCBI's taxonomy places the organism in Eukaryota, Metazoa, Chordata, Actinopteri, Syngnathiformes, Syngnathidae.